Culex quinquefasciatus (southern house mosquito) is the source of this 751-nucleotide messenger RNA. RefSeq lists its product as uncharacterized. NCBI's taxonomy places the organism in Eukaryota, Metazoa, Arthropoda, Insecta, Diptera, Culicidae. Bases 208 to 717 code for a protein of 169 amino acids. The record is from RefSeq and is a predicted model, not a curated record. The transcript has 3 exons.
UUCGGCAUCAUCAAAUUGAUAAAUAAAAUUAUCAACAUUAAUAAACUAUAAUUAUCAUUUUGAUUACAAUAAUUUAUCAUUUUGAUAAUCUUUAAUUAUCGAAACGACAAACUUAAUUAUUGCUUUGAUAAACAUACUUAUCACUGGAUAAUUUUUCGCGUGCUCGUGUUUCCAUGUGUCAGUCAAAAAGUAAACAAAUAAACCAAAAUGAGCGCGGACGCCAACAGUGUGGAUGUGAAGCCGCUGGAACCUGAGGAAUUGGCCGUGGUUGAGUUAUUCCUCUCAUUUGAUGUCUCGCUUGAUACCGCCAGCGUUUUUCUUGAAAACGGCUAUCGCUUGGAAACAUUGAAAAUCAUCCAGAGGAAGGAGAUGGAGGAACUUUUUCAGCCACCGUUUCUUGCCGAUCGAACGAAGUGCCUCAACGGGUUGAGCGCUUGGCGUUUGGAGCAGGGGAUUCCAGCAAUUUCUUGUUGUAAACAUCCAGCAGCGGCGCAACCGGCAUCAGGCGCACAUCCGGCCGCAGUGCAACAUCCGGCCGCAGCGUUACAUCCGGCCGCAGCGCCACAUCCGGCCGCAGCGCAACAUCCAUCCGCAGCGCAACAUCCGGCCGCAGCGCUACAUCCUGCAGCACCAGAAGUAAGCCGUGAACAGUGCAAUGCUACAAUUUUCAAUGGUAAAGAGUACUUCAGGCAUUGUAAUUUCAGUCUAGUAGAAUAAUCACUCUCAUUUUUGUGUAUAAAUGCAAAUCUUA